Phytophthora sojae is the source of this 1140-nucleotide messenger RNA. RefSeq lists its product as hypothetical. The transcript has a single exon. The annotation marks the transcript as partial. The record is from RefSeq and is a predicted model, not a curated record. NCBI's taxonomy places the organism in Eukaryota, Oomycota, Peronosporomycetes, Peronosporales, Peronosporaceae.
GCCUUCAACUUGAUGGCGCGUGAUGACUUGGACGUGUUUUACAUUGUUUUUGAGAGGACGACUCCUUUCGAAUGGCACCAGCCCGUGUAUCGCGACUCCAUUGGUCGGUCUGCAGCAUUCCGUUGUUGUGUGAAGAAGGACCUCGCGUACGUUCGCAGCCCUGAAAUUGCUGACAUCAUAUCGAGGCAAAUGCUCCAUUCCUACGGAUUCAUCUACGCGUUGUUGAUGGACAAGAAGGCGACGUACGGAGUGCGUGCACGCUCAGACGUUUACUAUGCAAUCCCAGCACGUCGGGAAAAACGCAGACGCCCGGUUGUAUUCUUUCUGGACGAGGUUCCGUUCUUAGCAGACCCCAAGAACGACACCUCGACGCAGUAUAUUCUCUUCAUGCGGAAUGUGCUCCGGUCCUUCGACCUCACAGUCAUAAUGAGCUCUCGAAAUGGGCCGGGGAGGGACGUGGUUUCGACAGAAGUGGAGUCGCUGGAGCGUGACGCGCCACUCCGUUGCAUCGUGUUCCCGCUGUCCCAACAAAGUGAAGAUCCAUCCAUUGAAGCGGCGUUGAAAGUGCUGGUGAAGCACAGUCGGGCUCUGUCCGCGAAGGCGAUGGUGAACUAUGUCAAUCGCCGCCGUUGGUCCAGUAGCGUUAGUCUAGCCGACUAUAUGGACAAGAUGGUGGAAGCACUGGCGCGUCAAUUUCCAGCUUACAAAAACCCUUGGGGUUUCCAUGUCGGCCAGCUUUGUCUCUUUCUUCCAGCGAGGCAUAUCCAGGAUGAAAAAUGUCUCCUGGUUCACAACCACUUUGUGUGUCUGUCGGAAGAAGAGCCGUUCAAUCUACGCUACGUAUCGUGUGAGCUGCAGCCUUCCAGUCAAGAUCGCGGCUUUGGCAGAGGAUCGACGGACAAUUCGCGCGCAAGACUUGUGAAAGAUGAUUCAGCGGCUUGGACUAACGUUAGCAGCUCAGUGUUUCCGAAGGUUGAGAAAGACGUGCUGCUGUAUCUCUGCGCGAUGGGUGGCAAGUUGGUCCACCCAUUCGAGGCUGCUCCGUAUCCGCUGGUAUCAUUUCGCCAAGCAUUCCAAAGUGUACUGGAAGACGCCAAGUCAGUGUUAAGCCCCAUAUUAUGUUCGAGUAGCAGUGCAUAA